UAUAAAAGAUCUACUGCACCAACUGCUUUACCAAUUUCUAAAAUAUUAACUACGAAAUUAUUCCCAUUAUCAAUAAAUGAAUCAUUCCAAGAUUAUAUAAAGAGGAAAGAUAUGGAUAUUGCACAAGAGAAUCUAUUAAGUCUGUUAAAAUGUCAUGGUUCAGUUGAAGAUUUUAGAAUUUCAAAACUAUUGAAAAUUCAAAUUGAUGAUGAUGGGAAUUAUAUUAAUGAAUUUGUUAUAUAUCCCAAGAAUGCAAAUUAUUCAGAAUUAAAUCAUUUUGUAUUGAUUCAUGGAUAUGGUGCAGGGUUGGGAUUUUUCCUUAAAAAUUUUGAUGAAAUUAGUAUCAAGAAAAAUUGGUGUAUUCAUUCAAUUGAUUUAUUAGGUUAUGGUUGUUCAUCACGUCCAAUUUUCAAUUCUAAAACAUCAAUCGAGGAAUAUUUUGUGGAUACUUUAGAAAAAUGGAGAAUAAGUAGAGGUAUUGAUAAAAUGUUGAUGUGUUCUCAUAGUUUAGGUGCAUAUAUGAGUUUACUCUAUACAAUGAAAUAUCCCAAGCAUGCUCAAAAACUAUUAUUAAUCUCACCAGCAGGGAUCUAUAAACCUUUGGAUUUGAAAUUGAAUAUACCUGUUUGGUUUAAUUAUCUUUGGGAACAAAACAUUUCACCAUUUUCUUUAGUUAGAAAUACUGGACCUUUUGGAAGUUUAAUAACAUCAGGUUGGACAUCAAGAAGAUUUGCCAAAUUAACUUCAAGGGAGCAAUUUUUUUUACAUAAAUAUACUUAUUCAAUUUUCAAUGCAAGAGGUUCUGGUGAAUAUUAUAUGAGUCAAAUCUUGGGAGCUGGUGGUGUUCCCAAACUACCAAUAAUUGAAAAAAUUGAUCAAAUAACUUGUGAUACAACUUGGUGUUAUGGUGAUGAAGAUUGGAUGCCAAAAGAAGGUGGGUUGAAAAGUAUUGAAAAGAUUAAACAAAAUACUGAUUUCAAUAGUGAGUUUAAAGUCUUUGAUAAUUCUGGUCAUCAUAUCUAUUUAGAUAAUUAUAAACAGUUUAAUGAGUUUAUCUUGGAAGAGAUGGAC
This is a messenger RNA of Hansenula anomala, 1071 nucleotides long. It is a transcript of the gene CLD1, whose product is annotated as carboxylic ester hydrolase. The record is from RefSeq and is a predicted model, not a curated record. The annotation marks the transcript as partial. Gene Ontology annotation, molecular function: A2-type glycerophospholipase activity. The transcript has a single exon. Gene Ontology annotation, biological process: cardiolipin acyl-chain remodeling. Gene Ontology annotation, cellular component: mitochondrial inner membrane. Lineage: Eukaryota; Fungi; Ascomycota; Saccharomycetes; Phaffomycetales; Wickerhamomycetaceae.